Dermacentor andersoni is the source of this 2463-nucleotide messenger RNA. RefSeq names its product putative ATP-dependent RNA helicase Dbp80 (gene Dbp80). Gene Ontology annotation, molecular function: RNA helicase activity; nucleic acid binding; ATP binding. The record is from RefSeq and is a predicted model, not a curated record. Lineage: Eukaryota; Metazoa; Arthropoda; Arachnida; Ixodida; Ixodidae.
AUUAUCACUAUCAUUCCGACGCGGUGUUAGCUGUGUUUUGUUGCGGUAUUUCACUCCGUGUUCGAAGAAUUGUGGUCGCCUGACUUAACAAAAUGUCAAGUUGGGCUCAGGACGCAGACGAGCAAGAGAAACUAGUCUCAAGUCUCACUGACAAGGUGUCAGGAGUUAGCAUCGAUGGGUCCGGAGACGCUGGUCCGAGCGACAACGAUGAAAAGUCCAGUGACGCUGAUAGCAAACCAGCGGCUACAGAAGGAGAUGAGCCCGUGGUCACCCCGGCGGAAGCGUCAUUGAUGCAGAAAAUAAUCCGGUCGCGUCUUGUGCGCUCGACACACGACGUGGAGGUCCAGCGCAAAGACCCUAAGUCGCCACUGUACUCAAUCAAGACGUUUGAAGAGCUGAAGCUUCGCCCAGAACUUCUGAAAGGCGUGUACGCGAGUGGCUUUGACCUGCCGUCCAAGAUCCAGGAGACUGCAUUACCCACGUUGUUGGCUGACCCUCCGCAGAACAUGAUUGCUCAGUCACAGAGCGGCACGGGAAAGACUGCCGCCUUUAUUCUGGCCAGCUUAAGUCGAGUGGAGGAGGAGCAGCGGUACCCGCAGGUGCUGAUCCUGUCACCCACGUACGAGUUGGCCAUACAGACUGGCGAGGUGGCUAAGAGGAUGGCACAGUUCUGCACCCGCAUCACCUUCUGCUAUGCCGUGCGCGGAGUCACCUUCUCGCAAGGAGAAAAGAUCGAAGACCAAGUAAUCCUGGGCACACCAGGAAAGAUCAUUGACUGGGCCUUUAAGUUCAAGUUCUUUGACCUGUCACGCAUCAAAGUCUUUGUGCUGGAUGAGGCAGACAUCAUGAUUGCCCAGCAGGGACAUCAUGACCAGUCCAUACGCAUCCACAAGCGGCUUUCUCCAAACUGCCAGAUGAUGCUGUUCUCAGCCACCUACGACAAGGAUGUGAUGGAGUUUGCAGAAAUGAUCAUCUCCAACCCCGUGGUGAUCCGCUUGCGCAAGGAGGAGGAAACCCUGGAGAACAUCAAGCAGUACUAUGUGGUGUGUGCUAGUAAGGAAGAAAAGUUCUCGGCUAUUUCCAACAUCUACGGUGUGCUGGCUAUUGGGCAGACAAUUAUCUUUUGCCACACACGUCAGGCAGCUGUCUGGCUGGCCGGACAAAUGACCAAGGAGGGUCAUGCUGUGGCCUUGCUCUCCGGCGAGCUCACCAUUGAACAGCGUAUUGCUGUACUACAACGAUUCCGCAAGGGUCUCGACCGUGUCCUCAUCACCACCAAUGUCUGUGCCAGGGGCAUUGAUGUGGAGCAGGUCACUGUGGUCGUAAACUUUGACCUUCCUGUUGACAUGAAGGGCCGGGCCGAUUGCGAAACAUACCUGCAUCGCAUUGGGCGCACGGGCCGGUUUGGCAAGUCGGGCAUUGCUGUCAAUAUGGUGGAAGGCAACCGAAGCUUAGCGGUCCUCAAGCAGAUUGAGGAGCACUUUGCGCGUCCCAUUCAGAAAUUGGAUGCAGAAGACAUGGAACAGAUAGAGAAGAUUCAGAAGUGAGCAAGCAAGCCCACAAAUUUCUCCAGGAGGAUCUUCAUUACGGCAAUGCUACGAGCUUCUUCAUCAAUUCAACAUUCAUUUACGCCUUGGUCACUUGUGACACUGUGGACUUGCUGCAAAGACUGUGGAAGCCAAUUUUUUAUAGGACUGCUCUCCGACCAAUGUGUGCACAGAGGACAGUAAAAAUGCUUUUUAGUCAUUGAUAUAAACAUUUCCAAGGUGUCUAAUGCAGUCACUAAGUUGUCAAUGUGCUCUGCGAACAUUGCUUCACAUCAGCCUUGUGUGUGUUCUGAUGAAUGCCGGUGGUGCUGUGUAAGAAGGGACCAUAGCCCACCUUUUGGAAGCCAUGCAGAGAGUUGGUUGUGGAAUGUGUGAUUUCUGGCUGUGAGAUUACAAAUAGUUUGGAUUAUAGCUUGACUCUUUGGAUGCUGCUAAUAUAGGAGCAGAAGUUAGUGCAGCGGUUGUUAUUGAAUGCAGUGUUGCAUCAGAAAGCAGUUAAUGUUUUAUUUGCUAAAUUUUUUUUCCUUAUGCAGAUAAGCUGAAAUACAUUGAAUUCAUAAAUGCAGUUCAAUUUUUUUAGUACCAGCUACUUAAUCACUUAAGAAGAGCAGAGUUUUGUUCAUUUUGUUGUCUGAAUUUGUUUUAAGUUAUUCAUCAUGUUAGUGCAGUGAUUUUUAUGGUGACCUUAUUUGUGUGCCACAAGUAAAAAUAAUGACAGCCUGGGCAUACGACGGGUCAGCUCAGAUUCGCUGGUGAGCCUAAGAAAAGUUGCCUCAACCUCCACCAAAUUGGUGCAGUGAUGGUUAGACCAGAUGUAUAAACACUUGUUUUGCCCACAGCUACCACAGGGCAUGAUAUACUGUUGAAAAGGAUGUGCCAAAGGAACCGGGAAUAAAAACUGCAAAGGGUAAACGUA